Molecule: messenger RNA, 32457 nt
Organism: Marmota monax (woodchuck)
Lineage: Eukaryota; Metazoa; Chordata; Mammalia; Rodentia; Sciuridae
Gene: Arhgap32
Product: Rho GTPase activating protein 32
Exons: 23
Coding region: 19163-25351 (2062 amino acids)
Biological process (GO): small GTPase-mediated signal transduction
Cellular component (GO): fibrillar center; actin cytoskeleton; Golgi apparatus
Molecular function (GO): protein binding; phosphatidylinositol phosphate binding; GTPase activator activity
Source: RefSeq, a predicted model, not a curated record
CCCUAGGUACAUGUAUGACCAGAGAAAUGAAAAGUUGUGCUCCAUUUGUGUACAGUGAAUCAAAAAGCUUUUCUGCUGUCAUGUAUAACUGAUUAGAGCUAAUAAAAAAUAAAUUUUAAAAAUUUAGAAUUGGUUCUAAACCAUUGUUUCCUUUUUUGUGAUUGUGAUGAUACAACAAAAAUGUUUUUAACUUUCAGUAUUUUCUGCUGUUUUUUUGAUAAUAUUUUGGUUAUAAAUGUAGUUCAUAUAUUGAUGUGUUUGAGUAUGAUCAUUAGCCAAGUUUCUGUCAAAUGUCAUUUUAAAAUGUAGUUGCAUUUAAAUAUUGAACUAAAGCAAAUGAGAUGUCAUUUUCUGUGUUUUCAUGAUUACAUUUCUAUGUAUUUAUAUAGUCCACUUAAGUUUACCUUUUCUUCCAUGAGUUUUUUACAUUCAGAAGUAUGUAUCCUUCUUACUCAAAUUAUUCAAGAUUUUGUGAUGUGCGCUGGUGGAAAUGACUCAUUUAAUGGAAUUGUGUUCCUGUCAGGCUUAUUAGAGCAUGCGCAUUUCAUUGAAGGAAAGAUUCCUGAGAAAAGUCUACUCCAAAAGUAAUGGCAUCUUGGCCAAGUUCUUUAUCUUAUCACUAUCGCCUUUGGAGUUACUUAGUGGUGCCUGAUCAAGAUAGGAUCAGUUUUCUUUCUUCUCUUCUGUUGUACGAUUCCCUUAAUUAAUACCUAAGAAAAAUCACAACAAGCUAAUUUAAAUCAUUAGGCAAUUUCUGGAUCUUAGCCAAAUUUGAGUUUGGGUUUUAGCAUGCUGUCUUUUUAAACAUUGUUACUUGUGUAAAUAACUCCUUAAAAGGCCAAAAUAAUGUAAUAGAAUUUUUGUGUUGCUUGUGGGUGUAUUAAAUGAUGUAUUGAAUGGUGUAAUUUUUUUGAAUGGCAGUUUAGGAAUAUGUAUCAAGAAUUUUGAGUUUUACCCAGCAGUUCCACUUUCAGGAUUCUGUGUAUAAAAUGUACAAAAAGAUUUGGCAAAGAUAAUCAAUGUUAAUAUUGUAUCUAUAGGCAGAAAUUUGGUAAAUCAAAAUAUCCCCCAAAAUAAUUAUGGUUAAUUUAUGUAAAAGAAUGUUACUUAGCCAUUUUAAAGUUUAUUUCUUAAGCCUAGUAAUAAAAGAAAAUCCUGAUCCUAUAAAAAUGAAUUGUCAAUAAUCAAUAGCAAUUAAAAACCCAAGUCCUGGGAGUGAGAAUGUAGCUUAGUGGUAGAGCGCUUGCCUAGCAUGCACAAGCCCCGGGCUCAAUCCACUAACACUUCAGAAAAACAAAACAAGUGGAUUUUUGUCUAUACAGGUCUAGCAGAAUCAUCAAAAGACAUUGAAUUCAAGUACAAUAUAUACAGUUACAUAUCCUAAAUUAUAUAUACACACAUAUUUACACAUAUUCACAUGAUACGUAUGCACAGAAAAGUAACAAAAACAUAAUGAAUUGUAUUUAUAUUCUUUUAUAAGUAUGCACAUGCGUAGAAAAAAGUCUGUUUAGUUAAACUAUGAAUAGUGACGAGACUAGAGGAGGUGAAAAGGCACUUUGAAGCAAGUCCUACUUGAAUUUUGAACAGUGAGAUUGUAUUAAUAAAUUACUAGUAAUUAAAAGUAAGUGAUAGGGCUUAAGAUAUGAAAGCCCUUGGGUAUUCCCAGCUCUUUGCCAAAAAUAAAAAAUAAAAAUGAAAAUAUUCCCUGAAACUUAAGAUUUCCUUUUGUAAAGAAAAUGUUUUUAAGAUAAAAGCAGACCGGGCAUAAUGGUGCAAGUCUGUAAUCCUACCGGCUCAGGAGGCUGAGACAGGAAGAUCUUGAGUUCAAAGCCAGCCUCAGCAAAGGCAAGGUGGUAAGCAACUCUCUGAGUCCCUGUCUCUAAAUAAAAUGCAAAACAGGGCUGGGAGUGUGGCUCAGUGGUUGAGUGCCCCUGAGUUCAAUCCCUGGUUACCUCCUACCCCCCCCCCCCAAAAAAAAAAAAAGAGAUAAAAGCAGUGGUGCAGGGUGUGAUAGUGCAUGCCUGUAAUCACAGUAACUGGAGAUGCUGAGACACUCAGGGCAGGGUGAUCUCAAGUUACAGGCCAGCCUGGGAAACCUAGUGAAACCCUGCCUCAAAAAGAAAGGUUGGGGGAUGUAGCUCAGUGGCUCAGUGGUAGAGUGCCCCUGGGUUUAAUCCCUAGUACCAGGGUUGCCAGGGAUAUAUAAGCAGUGGUUAUCUGUAGAAGUUAAAAUAAUUCUGAUUUUCUUUGUAUUUUUCUGCAUUUUCUAUAUUUUUUCCCCAUGAACAAGCCAUUAUUUAAUAACCAAAAGCAGUAAGAUUUUUGAUUUUUUAAUUUGGUGCUAGGGAUUAAACUUAAGCCUCAUGCAUGCAAAGCACACAUUGUACCACUGAAUUGUACCCCAGCCUUGAGAUAUGAGUGUGUAUGUAUAAUUUGUAUGUUACACACACACACAUACACACACACACACAUUUUUUAAGCUAAAAUCAUAGGUAGUAAUAUAGUUUGGGUUCAGUAUUACCUUGAUUCAGAUCCAGGCUCUAACAUUGACUAGUUGUGUCACUCUGGAGAGGUUGCUCUACUUUGCUCACAGGUUUAUUUUUGAAGACUAGUAAAAUAGGGCAUAUGCAACUUAAUUUCUUCUUGCUUUUCUCUCUCUCUCCCUCUCUCCUUUUUUUUUUGGUACUAGGGAUUGAACCAGGGGUAUUCUAUCACUGAACCACACCCCCAGCCCUUUUUAUUUUUUAUUUUGAGAUAGGGUCUCCCAGGCUGGCUCUCAACUUACUGAUCUUCCUUUCUCAGCCUUCAGAGUAGCUGGGGAUUAUAGACAUGUGCAAUUAUCUGUGGCUCUUGUCUUUCCCUUCAGUGCCAUAAUCGUUGAUUCUUCAAAAUGAAUGAAAAUCACCACGAAAGUAUUUACAGAAAUACAAAUGUAGUAAGAAGCAAGACAGUUGAAAGGCUCAUGAUAUGAUAGUUUCAGAAAUAAUUCUGCUACAGGAUAGAAAGUGAAAAUUUUUUCACUAGAGUGAAACAAAGCAGUGUGUGAUUUUCAGUUUUGAUGAGGGCAGGAGGCAGGAAUGAAGCCUCUGUGUUCAGUUGGAAACCAUUAUCAGUCAGCAGUAACUUCUUUUUUUUUUUUUAAGUUUAGUCAAUGAAAAUUUGCCCACAAGUUCAACCUGGUGAAUUCUUUUAAAGCUGUGUUGUAGAUGAAGUGUUGUCUUUAAUCAUCAUGGCUAUCAAUAUUAAGAAAUAAAAAGUAUUCAGUGUUCCAGGCUAAUGAGUCUUACAGUAGUCAUUCAAUACAUAAAAUGAAAUAUCUUCAUUAAUUUCAGAGAUUAUAUUUCAGGAGCAUAAGAUGAUUAGGGGAAAUAGAAACUAAUAUCAAAUUCUAAUAGCAGUUAAUAACUAAAUUUUUCUUACAUGUUAGAGAAUACAGACAUUUUUACAUUUUCCGUUUUGUAGAGGAGGUUUGUCAAACUUUAAAGAGGAACAUUAAUUGUUAUCAAACAGCUAGCUAAGGGCUGGGGAUGUAGUGUAGUGGUAGAGCACUUGUCUAGCUUGAAUGAGAUCCUGGGUUUGAGGUUCUGGGUUUGAUCUCCCGCACUGCAAACAAACAAGGCAAGAAAAACCAAAACAAAGUAAACAAAACCACAUAUAAAAAACAAAAAUCAGCUAGUUAAGUGGCAAAAUAGAAUCUAAUCCUGGCUGUCUUGUACUUCAGAGUGUUGGUAUUGCUGCCUCUAGGUGUUUUCAUAAAAAGUAACAAUUUAUUUUUAAAGGGCCAUAAGCUUCAGUGGAUAGUAAAUGUUUCUGUUUCUACAUUUGUUUCCCUAUUUAGUCAUAUUUCUUGAAUGAGUAAGUUGGAUUUUGCUAUGGUUGUCUUUCUUCUUACUUUUGAAUUGUAGCCCUUCAAGAAUGCAUAUAUUGAAAAAUAGUUUUGAGAUAGAUUUUCAUGUGGUAGAGAAUGCGCCUACUUUUGGGAAACCACUUUGCCUGUGUGACUGUGAGUCAGCAGCAGUGUCUGCACUUCGAGGCUGCAGUUGUGACCUGGCACCAACAUCUCAUUUCUGAAGUGUCUGAUAGUUACUGAAAUCGUAGGCUUUUUUGUUUUUUUGGUACCAGGGAUUUAACUUAACCACUGAGCCAUAUCCCUAUCCCUUUUUUAUUUUGAGACAUGGCCUCACUAAGUUGCUUAGGGCCUCUAUAAGAUGCUGAGGCUCUUUGAAGUUGCAAUCCUCCUGCCUCAGGCUCCGGAGCCACUGGGAUUAUAGGCGUGUGCCAGUAGGCUUGGCGAAAUCUCACUUUUAAUACCAGUUCAUAGUGCUUUCAGUAACUGAAAUCCCUUGGGAUUGAUCCCUCUGAAUUCUUUUCUACUCUGAUAUUUGUUUUUGUUAUGUUAUGUGAUUUUUUUCCCCACUAAAAAGCUGCAAAUCUCCCCUGAAUAUGUUAUCUUUUCAGUGAAAACAAAUGUUACCGUUGUAUAGUCUGAUCAAAAAAAUGUUUUUCUCAUUAGUGUCUUUAUGCGUAGAUACAUAUACCGGUAAGUAUCUAUCUAUAUAUAUUUUUCUUCAGUACUGGAAAUUGAAUCCAGGGACUUAUCUUCCACGGAGCUAUAUCUCCAGCUAGUGUCUUUAUUUUCUAACUUGUCAUAUACAGAUAAUCUCCAAUUUAUGGUGAUUUGACAGUUUCCGAUUUUAGAAUGGGGCAAAAAUGAUAUACAUUAAGUAGAAACUGUACUUGGAAUUUGGAUUUUUUCCUGGGCUAGCAGUGUGUAGUGUGAUACUCUUUGCCAUACUGGGCAUCAGCAUGGAGCUGCAUAUCCUGGUCAGCCAUGUGAUCACAAGGGGAAACAAAACAAGCUAUACUCCAUAGUUGCUGUGUUGCCAGAGUUUUUUGGAUAUUGUAUUUUGUUUUCACAAUCUACCAUUUCUACAAAAAUGCCCAUCUGUGUGUAUUCAUGAGAUAUUCCACACUUUGUUAUAAAAUAAGCUUUGUCUUACAUGAGUUUGCCAAACUGUAGGCUAAUCUAAGUGUUCUGAGCAUGUUUAAGGUACUGAAGCUAAGUAAUGAUAUAUAUGGUAGGUUAGGUAUAUUAUGUGUGUUUUCAAUUUGUGAUAUUUUCACUUAAGUGCAUUUCUCAGGACAUAAUCCUAUGGUAAGUCAAAGUUCCUCUGUAGUUGCUUGGCUCAUUGUAGAUUGUCUAGGCAAUUUUGUGCUGUUUUUAAGGAAUUCUUGAGUAGGUCUCUUUUGAAUGUUUCCAUUAUCUGUUGGAAGUUAGUUAACCUCCUUAUCUAAUUCAGUGUAUUCUUGUCAUCUUUGUAUCACAUUUAUUAUGAGAGCUAAUUUGAUUGACAUUUUGUUUUCCCUUUGGUUUGUUAAAUGACCAUGUUAGAGAGCAAGUGGACUCCAAGCUCCACAAGGGCAAAGACCAUGUCUGCUUUAUUUACUGUAUACUGUGUGGGCCCUGGUGAUGCAUGCCUGUAAUCCCAGCAAUUUGGAAGGCUGAGGCAGGAGGAUCAUAAAUUCAGGGCCAGCCUCAGCAAUUUAAUGAGACCCAGUCUCAAAAAAAAAAAAAAAAAAAAAAAAUUUAAAAGGGCUGGGAAUGUAGCUCUGUGGUAGAACGUACCCCAGGGUUCAAUUCCUAUACCAGGAAAAAAAAAUAAGGUAACAUUUCAUGUACAGUGUCUGGCACACAGUAAAAUUAAAUACUCAAGGAUAUGGCUAAGAAUAAUACAGCAGAAAAAUCUCAGGGUCAUGGUUAUCUUCAGCCUGAGUUAUCAGCAGUAUUGAUAGGAGUUAGGUACAAAAAAUGGAGGAGAAGGAAGAUUCAACUAGAUUUUAGAAAGUAUGUAAGAAACUAGUAAUAGUGAUAAUCAUAUUUUUGAAGACACAUAUUCUGGGCUCUGUGUUAGGAGCUUUACAAGUACAUCUUAUUUUAGAGAGUCCAGAUAGUAAUACCACAUCAAAAGAAAUAAUCAAAGGUAGGAAAAUAUUCUCAUUAAUUUAGGAGGAGGAUAAAGGUGAUUUAGGUGCAAGAGAGCUACUUAUAAAGAUGCUUUAAGUGUUGGUGAAAAAUAGCAAAAUGAUUUUCACUUAGAUUUUGAUUAGAAGGAAAUUUAAAAUAUUUAGAUAAUCCAAAUUUAAAAAAAUUAAGAUGAGAGUCAAGACAUAAAAACAUUUGAAUCUCAUCCCAAUGAAUUCAGUCAUUCUUGAAGGAAAUUUAAAAUAUUUAGAUAAUCCAAAUUUAAAAAAAUUAAGAUAAUGAGAGUCAAGACAUAAAAACAUUUGAAUCUCAUCCCAAGGAAUUCAGUCAUUCUUGGUAUAAAGUGAUGUGAGGCAGAUAUUGUAGAAUGUUAAGUUUAUACAGACUAAAAGAAAAUGAGAUGGAUCAGAUAAGAUUUCAGAGUUUCCUUUUAAUUGGAUUCAAUGAACUUGAUCAAAUUGGAUCUAAAUGACUUGCGGAACGUGGGUUGUUUUUUGUCGUACUAGGGAUUGACCCCAGGGAUGUUCUACCACUAAGUUACACCUCCCCCCCCCCCCUGCUUUUUUUUUUGAGAUAGUGUCUCCUAAAGUCCCCCAGUCUGGUCUUGACCUUGCAAUUCUUUUCUCCAGUUUAGUUUCCUGAGUACCUGGGAUUAUGGGUAUGUGACAUUGCUUUUAUUAAGUAAAUUUAGAAUUGAUUUUAACUGAAGAUAGGAUAAAACAGUAAUAGAAAAAUUUCAUUAACUCAGUUUCAUUUCAGGACCCAUAGUGGGUGUAGCCCACUCUAUGCCUUGUCUCUCUUUGUAAAACUUCAGUACUCUGUUAUUUGUAGUUAAUAUGCAUACUUUUUCCCAUUUUGCGUUUGCAAGAUUUUUUAUCUUCUAGAAAGCACUUUUAUCAGAAUGCAAAGGUUGUGCUUAUAAAUUGUGCAGAGUUUUAGUAUGUUAAGAUGACCUUCAAAAGAUGGAUGGAAAAUUGCUGUAUCAUGUCUUUUGUAUUUUAUGAAAGAAAGUCUUUUUCUUCCUGUAAUGUAAAAUUGGAAGAUGAAAUAAACUGAUUUUUAAAGAUAAAUUUCUUUGAAGGCAGAUUAGUAAAAUUGGUACAUUUUUCUUCUGGAGGAAGUAUUGUCAGAAUAGUUUUAUAUUUGUCCUCCUUUGAUGUGUGUAUGCUAUUUGUGAGGUCUUUUUAAAAUCUUUUAAAAAGUCUCAUAGGUUACUUUGAAGUCAUGAAACAGGAAGUAUGAAUGCUUGAGAAGAUAAAACUAUGAAUGAACUUAAUUAAUCAACUUAAAAUCUUAUGACUUCUGGCAACUUGCCUUGAAUGAUGAAUAGAACUGGAUCUGCACAUCAUUUGCAUUUUUAAUGUACAGACACCUUUGGUCUUUAACCAAGGUUUGUUUACACAGGAAUGUGAUAAUUUUCUGCUUAAUUCUGAGAAUUGUGUAAUAAGUGUUUUGUUGCUGGUUUUAGUUUCAUGUUCAUUAUUAACCAUUUGCUGGAUGCUAAAGCUUUUUGGACUUAUAGGAGGAUGAUGAAUAAGAUUCAACCCUAGCACUUCAGUAUAGAAGAUCUUACUAGUGAGGAGAAAAAUAGGGUCUCCUUGUGGGAAAUGCUGUCUUUGAGCUGAAAGUGAAGUCACCCACCGUCAAAUGCUAAUAUGCUAUACUCCUUUUCUUAUAAGAUCCAUUUUAGUAACAUGGUUUAUGGUAGAAAUAAACUUUGAUAGAACACAAACAGAGGCAAUAUUAUAAAGUCCUAUCCCAGUGUUACGAUUGAUCACCCUGGAGAAUUAAUUUGGAAUGCUCACAGAGGUAGAGGAUUGAGUGAGAAUUUGCUAAAAUGGAUGAUACCAAAAGUUUUAUCUCAAUAUUCAAUUGCCACUAAUGACCUAUGGUUAAAAAUAGUCCCAGUGCCAUGGGAGAGCAUGAUUUUCAUGUCCCUUAGUUCCUUAAAUAAGGUUAAGUAUUGCCCUGUUUCUUUGAAGUGGUGGUUUAUUGCUUUGUCUCAUUUUUUUCCCAGAACCUCUUUGGUUUAUUUUCUAUAUCUGUGUGUUUCAUUGUGAAGUAUUUCUGAUCCAUGAACCAACUCCUGCAAGCUCAAGAUGACUUUGAUAUUUAAAAAAACUGUGAUCUUGGGCUAGGUUGUGGCUUAGUGGUAGAGUGCUUGCCUAGCAUGUGUGAGGCACUGGGUUUGAUCCGUGGUACCACAUAAAAAUAAACAAAUAAAAUAAAGGUAUUGUGCCCAUUUACACUAAAAAAAAUAUUCAAAACAAAACAAAACAAAAACCAACUGUGAUCUUCUUGAAGGCAGGGAUUGUAUAUUAUUGGUUUAUGCCCAGGAACUAGUAUAGUACCUUGUUCUAGUGUGCUGUAAAUAAUAGUUUGUUGACUAAAUGGAUGAUAGGAAUGUUGUCAAAGCUUUAAUGAAUAUCUGAGUAGAUUAAGUGCUUGAUUUUCUUUUAUCUGUGUAAAUGUUAUGAAAAAACUUCCAAUAAAUUAGUUAGGCACAGUAUAUGUUAUAUCAUUGUUUAUAACUGUAACAACAACUGCCCAAAUACUGUUAGUUAAGAUCAAGAAUUAUGCAUAUCAUCAUUUGCCUGCUUAAAAUAGGAAAAUAAUGAUGAUGAGCCAAUCUGAUGAGGAGGCAGUGAAAUUGUUAACCUCAUACAUGGUUGGAGGCUUUAUAAAAUGGUUAACCCUUUUAUAAAAUGCAUAAAAAAUAACUGUGAACAACCAUCAGAACAACUAUACUAUAUGACUGAAUGUUAUAAUUUUAGAGACUAAUGAAAUAGUCCAAAGUAAGGAACUGUACGAACUAACCGUGUAUAUAGAAAUGUUAAUUUCAGAUUUAUGCAAGUUGAAGAUUUGUAUUACAACUCGAGUAAGUUAAUUAUUUGUCAGCCUUAGUUUUCUUAUUUUUACAGGGAAGAUUAUACAAGUUGAGUAUUUCCAAUUCAAAAUCCAAAAUAUCCCCAAACCUGAAACUUCCUGAACUCCAACAUGAUGCCCCAAGUUGAAAGUUCCACACUUGACCUCAUGUGGUAGGUUGUAGUCAGAAUGCUUGACCUCAUGUAGUAGGUUGUAGUCAAAAUGCCGGCACACUAAAAAUAUAGUAUUAAAAUUACCUUCAUACUGUGUAGAAAGACCUGAUAAGAACUAGUUUUAGGAAGACUGAAUAACUACAGAGUGGUUUGGUGAAGGAAGCAGAGAUGGGUAAUGGAAAGACUGUUUUUGUUUCUCCAUUUGUUCAUUCAGUUUUUCAAAAAACGUUUGUUGGGUUGGAGAUGUAACUCAGUGGUAGAGUACUUACCUGGCAUGCAUGAGACUCUAGGUACCAUCUCCAACACUGAAAAAAUAUUUACUUUUGCAUACGGGGCGCCUGGCUUGUCUCACCCUAAUCAUGGCCCUAUGUGUGAAACAAUUGUGAUUGUAAACUUUCUUUUAUAAUUACUUUGUAUUUUUGUCAACCAAAUCUUACAUGUAAUUGUAAAAAACAGUAGUACUGUAAGGCUUUUAAAGGAAACAGUGGUCUCCUGAGCCUGUUUCAUCUCAUCUAACAUAGCCACAUUUUCUUUCCUAUUUCUAUCUGUGGAAGUAACCAUGUUCAUAGUUCCUUUAGCUUUUCUCCACUGAGAUUUAGCACCUUGUUUCUAAAUGUGAUGCUUUUAAUGGUAGUUCUUGGUUUAUUAUAUUUAAGCAUUAGUUCAUUUAGACUUCAUUGAGUUAAAUUUGAGUUAAAACUAUGGAGAAGCCAUACUUUUUUUGGGGGGGUGGUGGUUACUGGCUCUUUUUUAAAAAAUACAUAUUUUUUUGUAGAUGUUGAUGGACCUUUAUUUUAUUCAUUUAUUUAUAUGAGGUUGCUCAGAAUCAAACUCAGUGCCUCAAACAUGCUAGGCAAGUGCUCUUCCACUAAGCCACAAUCCCAGCUCCUGUUAUUGGCUCUUUUAUUAUUUAGUAAUUAAGCCAAAAUUAUUUUUGGCUUAAUUACUUUGAAGGGCCUUUAUGUAAGAGCUUGGUACAUAGGCUUUAUUUUAACUAAAUUCAUCAGAAUAUUUAAUUUGUUUAACAUGUACAGUAUCAAAAUUGACUAUGUUCUGGAGAUGUCAUUUUUUUUCCCCUUGCUUUUCCAUGCAAAAGAAAAUCUAAUGAAAUUUUAAUGAAGUGUAAAUUACCAUGGACCUAUAUCCCUUAAUUAAAAUGUUUAAGAAAAUGUUUUUCUUAAGUUCCUUUAUUAAAUGUAAGCUAUGUGUCAGGUAUUGACAUAUGCUUUUUGUGCACAUGAUCUCAUUUAUUCCUUACAAUUUAGAGGUGUCAGGAUUCCAGGGUGUGGAAAAGUUAGAGAAAUUAAAUAAAUUGCCCAAAGUCACAAUGUGGGUAAACAGUGGAACAAGAAUUCACUUAGGAGUGUCUCCCAUGUUCUGAACCACUAAGUUAAGCUUUACACGGCCCUGUCAUUUGAUUUCCCAGAUUUCUGCAGGAAUGCUCCUUUUAAAUGCUGUCAUUAAAAUUUACACAAAAUUGCCGUUUGCAGACUCAAACUUUUUAAUUAAUUCAUGUAAAAGAAAAGAUUUGCAUAAUAGUUUCUUAUAAAGACAAAAAUAGAGGAUGGUGUGUGUAGCUUUGUGGUAGAGUGCUUGUGUAGCAAGCACAAGAACCUGGGUUAGAUCCCCAGCAAACCCUUCCCCCUAUUGCACACACACAUACAUACACACAUACAUAUAUGUAAAUAUCAAAGAAAAUGUAAAUUUCAUGCUUUAGCAUUUGGGACCUGGGAGAAAGAAGAAAAUCCAACUAAUCUAAUUAUUUACACAAAUCUUUAACACUUAAGGCCCUAUGACAUGUAUUUCAAGGAAUUUUGAGAUAAAUAGGAUAGUCUUGGCCCUUAAGAAUACUUCAAGUGAAAGUAAGUAUGCCAUAAAGUAAUACAAAUGUUCUAUGAGAAGAGUAAGUUAGGUACUGUGAGAAUUUGUGGAAGACACCAGGAAGACUUAUAGAAAAGUAAAUGAUAGGCCUGCUCAAGGAAGGAUAGCACAGUUAUGGAAGGGUCAUUUCAGUGGGAAUUUAAAGAGAGGAAAUUUUGGGGGUGUGUUUGUGGGAACAGCAUGUGGGUUAGUUUGACUAGAAAGUUUCCGCCCCAAGUUCACAUACCUAGUAAGUGCUAGAAUUGGAAGUGGAAUCUCUAGCAGUCAGACUCCAGAGUCUGCAGUAAUCACUGUCAUUCGAAACAACUAUAUAGUUACCAAGAGUCUUGCCUGUCUGGUCACCAGUAAGGCCAGAGUGGGGUUGGAUUCUUUAAGGAAGCUGAGAGCUUAGGGGAAAUUAUUUGUAUUGUAAAAAUUCUGGAGGGGUCACAGGGAAGAGAUUAGAGAGGAGGGGCAGUAAUGGGGAAGGAAAGUGAUGGAUUCAUUGAGGGAUUAGUGCCCUCCAGGUUCCUAGUGGAUUUGCUUUGCCUCUCUUUAUUAAAGGAAGCAUUUAAAUUAGGUCAAGAACUUUUCUUCUGUCAUAAAUUUAAAAAAUGCUACUUUCAGUACAAUCUUAGUUGUUUCAAGGUUAGUACUGUGUUAACAAUAAAAACUAGUAUUAUAAAAAGACAAAUUGCUAGACAAAUUGUAGCUCCUGUCUUUAAACAGAAUUGCACAGCUGUAUUUUCAAGAAGGUUCAUUCAGGGAAAGAUAGAAAGCAUAUUAUCUGUAAAGAGAUGUUUCAGGAACUUAAUAGUGUCCAAGUAUUUCAAACCUAGUGAUGCUGGUAUAUACUCGCUUCUGAAUAGGAAAGAGUUUGAUUCUGUUAAUUUUACCUGUUGUUGGCCACUAAUAGGGGAAAUCCGUUUGCAGGAUAAAAUCCUUAAUAAAUAGAAUUGGAAAGUGAGAUACAGACAUUAAAAACUUAAUAUUUAUGCUUAGACUUAAUUCUACAAACAAGUUAUGUGCACUUAAUUUGUAGGAAAUGGAGAUUAUAAAUAAUGGUUCCUGCCUUGGACUUCAUGAGGUGAGAGAAGAAAUUUUUACAGACAACAUAGAAUUACAGUGGUCUGAGAAAUUACAAAGAUGUUAUGUGAUCUUCCAGGGGAAGAAGCUAUCUUAAACAUAACUGUGUGUCAAUACUAGACCUUAAAUUAUACUACAGAGCUAUAGUAACAAAAGUGGCAUGGUAUUGGCACAAAAAUAGACUUGAAGACCGGUGGAACAGAAUAUAAGACACAGAGAUAUACCCACAUAAAUACAGUUGUCUCAUACUAGACAAAGGCACCAUAAACAUACAUCGGAGAAAAGAUAGCUUCUUCAACAAAUGGUGCUGGGAAAACUGGAAAUCCAUAUAUAGUAGAAUGAAACAUAAACACAUAUAGGAGGAAAGAUAGCCUCUUCAACAAGUGGUGCUAGGAAAACUGAAAAUCCAUAUGCAGUAGAUUGCAAUUGAACCCCUGUGUCUCAACUUGCACAAAACUCAACCAAAGUGGAUCAAGGACCUAGGCAUUAGACCAGAGACCCUGUGCCUACUAGAAGAAAAAGUUGGCCCAACUCUUCAUCAUGUUGGCUUAGAAAUGGACUUCCUCAAUUAGACUCCUAGGGUCAAAAAGUAAAAUCAAGAAUUAAUAAAUGGGAUGGUAUCAAACUAAAGUUUCUUCAAAGCAAAGGAAAAAAAAUCAAGAAUGUGAAUAGAGAGCAUACAGAAUGGAAGAAAACCUUUACCACCUGCACUUCAGAUAGAGCAUUAAUCCCCAGGAUAUACAAAGAACUCCCAAAAACUUAACACCAAAACAAAAAACCCCACCCCAAACAAUCCAAUCAAUAGGGCAAAGGAAUUGAACAGGCACUUCACAGAAGAAAUAUGAAUGAUCAAAAAAUACAUGAAAAAGUGUUCAACAUCUCUAGCAAUUAGAGAAAUGCAAAUUAGAACGACACAGAGAUGCCACCUCACUCCAGUCAGAAUGGCAAUUAUCAAGAAUACAAAUAACAAUAAAUGUUGGCGAGGAUGUGGGGGAAAAGGUGGUUCAUUCAUACAUUGCUGGUAGGACUGCAAAUUGAUGCAACCACUCUGGAAAGUAGUAUGGAGAGUCCUUAGAAAAUCUAGAAUGGAACCACCAUUUGAUCCAGUUAUUCCACUCAUUAGCUUAUGCCCCCAAAACUUAGAAUACUAAAGUGACCCAGCCACAUGAAUAUUUAUACCAGCUCAGUUCACUAUUGCCAAGCUGUGGAACCAACCUAGGUGCCCUUCAACAGAUGAAUAGAUAAAGAAAAUGUGGUAUAUAACACACAAUGUAAUGUUAGCCAUAAAGAAGAAUGAAAUAAUGGCAUUUGCCAGUAAAUGGAUGGAGCCGGAGACUAUAAUUCUAAGUGAAAUAAGCCAAUCCCCCCAAACCAAAGGCUGAAUGUUCUUUCUGAUAUGUGGAUGUUAACCCAUAACAAGGGAAGGUAGAGAGGGGAAGUAUAGAAGUUUAUUGGAUUAGACAAAGGGGAAUGAAGGGAAGGGAAGGGGGAUAGAAAUAGGAAAGACAGUAGAAUGAACUGGAUAUAGCUUUCCUGUGCUUAUACAUGAAUACAGGACCAGUGUAAUUCUACAUCGUGUACAACCACAAGAAUGGGAUCCUAAUUGGAAUGUGUUGCACUCCAUGUAUGUAUGUCAAAAUAUACCCUAUUAUCAUGUAUAUCUACAAACAACAAAUAAAAAAUAACUCUCCUACUUUCUCCUGAAGCAGGAGGAUUGCAAGUUUGAGACCAACUUGGCAACUCCAUGAGAUCCUUAGCAACUUAGUAAGACCCUUCCUGAAUAUAAAGUGCCCCUUGGUUUAAUCUCUAGUACCACAAAAAACAAUUGUGAGUGUUAUAGGUAUUUGGAAAAAAUUUCUUAAAGAGUGGCAUUUGAAUUGAUUUUAGAGAGAUGACUGUUUUCAGCAGAUCAAGGAUGGAAGGAAGGAUUUUAUGGGUUAAUUAAUUAAUUUAAGUUGACACAGGUGGAAUAGCAUAGAACAUAUUUGGAAGAUGACUGGAAGUCUAUGUUGGUAAUAAUGUGGGAUGAGAGGGUUUAAUUGAAGAUGAUGCUAUGUCUAAUGUGUUAAGGAAUUUGGACUCUUAUUUUGUGAGUGGUUGAAAGCACUUGAAGUCAUUUUAUUCUAUCAGAGCUGAUAUCAUCCAGUUUGUAUUUUUGGGAGGUUACCCUAGGUUGACUAAGAAGUGGUUGGUGUGAUGGUAGUUAGGAGCAUGAUAUUGGGAGUCAUUUCUCCUGGGUCACCUCCUGGCUAUCUCACCCUGGCUAAUUUAGGUAAUCUGACCAAUCCUGAGAUUACUCAUCUGCAAAAUGAGAAUAAUGAUAGUACCUACCUUCUAGACCUGCUAUGAGGAAUAAACAAAGUUAUGCAGUAGAUUGCUGAUCUCUUAACACAGAAAGAUGUUAACUAUAAAACUAUCAUUCUAAGUGAAAUAAAAGAAUAUCAUUCUGGGCUGGGGUUGUGGCUCAGUGGUACAAUGCUUGCCUAGCGUGUGUGAGGCACUGGGUCCGAUUCUCAGCACUACAUAUAAAUAAAUGAAUAAAAUAAAGUCCAUCAACAACUAAAAAAAAGAAGAAAAAAAAUAUCAUUCUGUUAAAGGGCAAAGGUUGGAGGUAGAAGGACCACAUAGAAAGUAGGAAAGUCAUCUUUUACUAUUUAAUAAGCUAUAUUAAUAUUUUAGAGCUUUAAAAUUUGUAAAAAUAAUAUUUCCUUGUAAUGUAAAAAUCUUAAUUGUGUUUGUUUACUGUGUGUGUUUAAAAUAUAGUCUACAUAUAAAAAGGCAGUCAGUUGUUUUGUAGCCCUCUGGUUAAUAUUGUGGUCUUAGUCUCAUAUGAUUUUCUUCAAAGUUACAAUUUUUUAGGCCAUAUAAUAUUUAUUUAGAAGUUUCAGUCUUUAAGCAGAUUUUAUAUAAACCAAGUUUUCACACAUGUUCAGAAUCUCAGUUCCAAAUGUCAUAGAACUAUAUGAAUGUGGUUGAAUAACAAACAUAGCAAAUACAGUGUUCCUUGCUGUCAUUACAUACAUUUGAAUCUGGCUCCUUUUUUAAAAAAAUAGUGUCAUGAGGCUGGGGUUGUGGUGGUAGAGUGCUUGCCUGGCAUGUGUGGGGCACUGGGUUCAAUCCUCAGCAAGCACCACAUAAAAAUGAAAUAAAGAUGUUGUGUUCACCUACAGCUUAAAAAAAAAAAGAUAGUGUCAUGAUUUUUAAAGAAGUUACUUAAUCUUUUUUGAGUCAGUUUUCCUAAUGAGUAAAAUGGGAAUGAUAUUACCUGGCUUCCAUACAGUGUUGGUAUGUGAAUUAAAUUAUGAACAUAUAUGUAUCAUAUAGUUGGUAUAUAAUAAAUGGGGCAUAGUAUUUAUAUGCAUGGACUACUGAGUGCAUGUGUUUUUAUAGUUUGAUAAUUGUUAUGUAUUCUAAUUUUCCAAAAGCAUUUAGCAAUAUUAGUUUACAUUUAAGAAUUCAUUCAGUUUUCAUGAAACCUGGCUACUUUCUUUUUUUUUGUGGUACUGAGGAUUAAACAGGGUCUCACCCAUGCUAUCCAGGUACUCUACUACUGAGUACAUCCUCACCCCUUUUUAAAUUUUAUUUGAGGCAUGGUCUUGUUAAUUUGCGGGGGCUGGUACUGAACUUGUGAUCCUCCUUGCCUUAGCCUCCCAAGUAGCCAGAAUUACAGGUGUAAGCCACUGUACCCAGCCUUAGUAAUUUCUUUAUAAAUAAUUCAUGUAGAUUAGGAAUUCAGUGAUUUUUUUUUUUAUUAUUCUUUGCUCUUAUUUUGGGAAAUUAACUAUAUAAAGUUUAUUUAAAGCUAAAUUUGUUUUGCAUUUUUAUUUUAGUAAGCACCUAAUUUUGUAUUAAUGUGUCAUCUAAAACAAUACUUAUUAAUAUGAGAAUGAGACAUCAUUCUGCUUUUAAAAAUUAAAAAAAUUUAAGUUGUAUAUUUUUGAAGUUCUAUAAUUUCCAUACAUGCUAGGCUUCAUACAUGUUAGGCAAGCACUCUACCACUGAGCUAUAUCCCCAGCCCCUGUUCUCACCUGCUUUUUGAGACAGGGUCUGGUUAAGUUGCCCCAGUUGGCCUCAAGGUUUAUAUGCCUUCUGCCUCAGCCUCUAAAGUUACAGGAACCUACCACCAUACUCCAGCCUGUAACUGCAUUUUUGUGUGUGUGUGUGUGUGUGUGUGUGUGCCAGGGAUUGAUUCCAGGGUUGUUUAACCACUGAGCUACAUCCUUAGUCCUUUUUAAUUUUUAUUUUGACACAGUCUCACUAAGUUGCUUAGAGUCUCACUAAGAUGCUGAGGCUGGCUUUAAACUUACAAACCUCCUUCCUCAGGUGCCUGAGUUGCUGGGAUUACAGGCAUGCACCACCAAGCCUGGUGAAUUGUAACUGCAUUUAAAAAGUUAUACUAUGGUUGUGUUUGAAUAUCUUAUGGAUCUUAGUGUGAGCUAAACACACAAUAUGGUUUAGUGAAAUGAAAUCAUGUUACAGUUUUUGAGUUUUUUACUUUUUGAGUAGAUAUCUUUAUUAGGUAAUCUUUACGUUUCUUAAGGUUUUUAUUAUUUUUUCCUUGGUUUCUCUUUUUUUGGUGUAGUUAUACUCCUUAGAUGUUUUUAUAAUGUUGUGUCUCUCAGGUGAGAUAACUAGCUUCAUUGCAUGAAAUACAGAUUUUAAUAAACCAAGAGGCAACAAGAAGGAAAAAAACAUUAUUUCUCCUGAGUCUUCUGAAUAUGAAUUAAGAGUCAAUAAGAUGUACAUAGUGGUCUUAUGAAAACAAUGCUGCAAUAAUGACAGAUAAAAAACACCCAGUUGUUUACAACUUAUUUGAUAUAAUAACACUUAAUGGCAGUAUUCUGGUCAUUACCUAUAGAAAAGGAACUACUUAGAAACUUCCAUUGACUCUUGAUAUCCUACUCCUUUCUCUGCUCUGUGUUAAAAAAAUGGUUAAGAAGAAUCAGUGGGUGAGAAAAUGCACUAGACAUUGAGGAAAUAAUAUGAGAAACAGUUAAUUUUAAUUUUGCCUUAGAAUCAUCCAGAAUGACCUGUGCAGGAAUUUUGCAAAUUUCAUUAGGAUUUGUGCAAACGUAAAUGCAAAUAUUGAAUUCUUUUGAUAGUUUGCUCUCUCAAGCACUAUACACAGCAGUAUACUGAUGGCAGCUGCUGCAACAGAAGUACCAUUAGAGCUAUAGUACUGUACUAAAAUGUAUAGCACUGGAAAAUAAUAGCAGGGAAAGCAGUCAAAAAGGUAGCAGUCAGUGUUUGUUUAGAGGAAGUCACUUGAAAAAACUAACCAAAACAGUGGAGAAGGUGCUCAAGAGGCACUUGCUUAGCAUGCAUGGGGCCCUAGGUUUGAUCCCUAAACCACCUGAAGAAUGUAUGCUUUAUGUGUAUGAAAACAAUGUAUUCUCUUGGUUUCUGUGUAUAUAAAAAUAAAGGUGAUUGGUUACCAGCAUUGGUUUUAAGGUUAAGAAUAAAGACUUGGUAAGUAGAAUCUUAUUUUCUCAUUUGUAUACAUUUUUACAAAACUAGAAAAAAAUCCAGCUGAUAGUUGGCUAACAAGUUAUAAACUUUUCGCUGUGCUAUACCUAAGUCACCUGGAGUUAAAUAGCUCUGAAUUUUUUGAAAUUUCGUAUUUAUCUUUAUAAUACCCAUAUCUUUUAUAUAAUUUAUGUAUCAUAAUAUAUUCAUUUUAUGUAAAUAUAACAGUGUUUAAAAUUGACCCUCCAGGAAGAUGUUCCAUUUGAGUAGAAAUUACAGGUGAUUUGAUAGAUAAAUACUUGGCUAUUUAACACCAAGCACUCCUGCCCUCUGCCUACCAAAGUUCUUCAUUAGAUAGCAAGUGGAGACUCUGUACUCCAAAAAACAAAUAAGGCUGAUUUAUUUUUUUCCAGUUAAAAAUAUGAACUGUCUUACUAGUGAUUUCAGAAGUUGGAUAUGGAAUACUAUAGAUUGGUUGUAUGGUUUCGGUAAUACGAGUAAGUAUUUUUUAAGCUGAAAUAGAUAAGAUUUAUAUAUAGGUAAGAAAUAUUGCCUUCUAAAUGUGAAGAGAGUUAACUCAUUUGGUGAAAUCUAACUUAAAAUUCUUAAAAAGCUUCAAAUAAGAUUUGUCAGAACCAUUGAACAAUGUAUUCUUUUUCUGCUGACAGUAUUUUUGUCAUCCAGAUUGUGAGUAUACAAAAUUAAGAUGGUAAGAAUAGCUGCCUUUUAGUGGUUUCUCUUUUGAAAAACACAUUGUGACUCAUUGGUACUCUUCAGAAUACAUGUUUUUCAUUGUAAUCUCUUAUUUUCAAAUUUAAAAUUAUUUUUGAAGAGUUGAGAUAUUCAAAUGGUUCAAAAUUCAAAAGAAAUUUAAUUGUUUAAAAUACCUAGAGAUAUUUUAAGCACUGGCAAGUGUGUGUGUAUAAUUAUUAUAUAUUUCCUUUACCUCCUUAAAAAUAGAAAUGGUAGCUUAUUAUAUAUAUUUCAAUGAAGAGAUGAGCUUUUAAUUUUUGUUUUGUACUUUGGAAUAAAAAGUUUUUAUAUGUUACGUAAUUCACAAUCUGUAUGAAAUGUGCCUCUGUCAUCUUUUUUUAGGACUGCCUGGUAUUCUGUUGAGUGUAGAUGUCCCCAUUUUUUUUUUUUUUGUACCAGGUAUUCAGCUUAGGGAAGCUUAACCACUGAGCCACUGCCUCAGCUUCCCAAGCUUCUGGGAUUACAGGCGUGUGCCACUGUUCUUGGCAUGUCUCCAUUUCCCACCCCUGCAACCAAUGGUUGGUGUUAGACUUCUGCUAGAUUGUUGCAUAAUAGUCUUCACUUCAUAAAAUAUCUCAGUGUUGAGAAUCAUUUGUUUCUCAUUCAGCCAGAAAUGUUAUAGAGUUAUAAAAAGAAUGAAGACGAAUGUUGGGGAGCUGAUUAAGGAAGUGUAGUCUUGAGGCACUUUCUAAUGAUGAAAGGUAAGGACUGGCAAGCGGUUAAGAAGAGUUGUUUGUAUGGAUAGGCAAGGCCUCCGGGAGGGUAGGACAUUAAACUAACUUGGAUGAAGAGGCUUCUGGGUAAAAAUCAGGGUCUUCUGGUGUGGGAAUACUGAACACAAGAGUCCCUGGAGAAGAAGUGAAUGAGGUCUACAGCAGAACUGGAUGGAGAACCCUUGUGGUUGGAAUUGAAGAAAGUGAGAGGAGACUGGCAGGCACCAGAGCACUACUGUGUCUGGAGUAAUUGAAACAGGAAGAUGAAGUCCUCAGUACAUUCUGAAGAGGAUGAUUUUGUUCCAGAACUGCAUAGAAAUGUUCACCCUCGAGAGCGGCCCGAUUGGGAAGAAACACUUAGUGCAAUGGCACGAGGAGCAGAUGUUCCAGAGAUUCCUGGAGAUCUUACUCUUAAGACAUGUGGCAAUACAGCGAGUAUGAAAGUUAAACAUGUGAAAAAGUCUACUACUCCAGGACUGAUGGGCUGUGACAACAUUCACAGGUUACCCUUCACUAAGGGUCACUUUCCGAAGAUGGCUGAAUGUGCACAUUUCCAUUAUGAGAAUGUUGAAUUUGGCAGCAUACAGCUUUCACUUUCAGAAGAACAGAAUGAAAUAAUGAAAAAUGGCUGUGAAUCUAAAGAGCUGGUCUACCUCGUGCAGAUUGCUUGUCAGGGCAAAAGCUGGAUUGUUAAAAGAAGUUAUGAAGAUUUUCGGGUACUUGAUAAACAUCUUCAUCUCUGUAUUUAUGACCGAAGAUUCUCCCAGCUCUCAGAGCUUCCCCGUUCUGACAGUCUUAAGGACAGUCCAGAGUCAGUCACUCAGAUGCUCAUGGCUUACCUGUCACGCCUUUCAGCUAUUGCUGGUAACAAGAUCAAUUGUGGGCCUGCCCUUACUUGGAUGGAGAUUGAUAAUAAGGGAAAUCAUCUUCUAGUUCAUGAGGAAUCAUCCAUCAACACUCCUGCUGUUGGUGCUGCCCAUGUUAUCAAGAGGUACACUGCUCGGGCUCCAGAUGAAUUGACAUUAGAGGUGGGAGACAUUGUUUCCGUUAUUGAUAUGCCCCCCAAAGUGUUAAGUACAUGGUGGAGAGGCAAGCAUGGAUUUCAGGUGGGACUCUUCCCUGGACAUUGUGUUGAGUUAAUUAACCAGAAAGUUCCCCCGUCGGUGACCAAUUCAGUGCCAAAACCAGUAUCUAAAAAACACGGCAAGCUCAUUACUUUCUUACGAACAUUCAUGAAGUCUCGUCCAACAAAACAGAAGCUAAAGCAGCGAGGGAUUUUGAAAGAGCGGGUGUUUGGUUGUGAUCUCGGGGAGCACCUUCUGAAUUCUGGCUUUGAAGUUCCCCAGGUUCUCCAAAGCUGCACAGCAUUCAUUGAGAGAUAUGGCAUUGUGGAUGGAAUAUAUCGUCUUUCUGGAGUUGCCUCCAAUAUCCAGAGACUACGCCAUGAAUUUGACUCCGAACAUGUCCCCGACCUGACGAAGGAACCUUAUGUUCAAGACAUCCAUUCGGUGGGCUCCCUCUGUAAGCUGUACUUCCGAGAGCUCCCAAACCCUCUGCUCACCUACCAGCUGUAUGAGAAAUUUUCUGAUGCCGUUUCAGCAGCAACAGAUGAAGAAAGGCUGAUAAAAAUUCAUGAUGUCAUUCAGCAGCUCCCCCCGCCACACUACAGAACACUGGAGUUCCUGAUGAGGCACUUGUCUCUUCUUGCGGACUACUGUUCCAUCACAAAUAUGCAUGCAAAAAAUCUAGCAAUUGUCUGGGCUCCAAACCUGCUUCGAUCAAAACAGAUAGAGUCUGCCUGUUUCAGUGGAACAGCUGCUUUCAUGGAAGUAAGGAUUCAGUCUGUGGUUGUUGAGUUCAUCCUCAAUCAUGUAGACGUGCUCUUCAGUGGCAAAAUCAGUGCAGUCAUGCAGGAAGGGGCAGCUUCUCUGUCAAGGCCCAAAUCUCUGUUGGUAUCCUCUCCAUCCACCAAGCUGCUGACAUUGGAGGAAGCCCAGGCAAGAACACAGGCUCAGGUCAAUUCUCCAAUUGUAACUGAAAAUAAAUAUAUUGAAGUAGGAGAAGGACCUGCUGCACUUCAGGGGAAAUUUCAUACCAUAAUUGAAUUCCCACUUGAAAGAAAGAGGCCUCAAAAUAAGAUGAAGAAAUCUCCUGUGGGCAGCUGGCGUUCAUUUUUCAACUUGGGGAAAUCAUCAUCAGUCUCUAAGCGGAAGUUGCAGCGUAAUGAGAGUGAGCCUUCAGAAAUGAAAGCUAUGGCUCUCAAAGGUGGCAGAGCAGAAGGAACCCUUCGCUCAGCAAAAAGUGAGGAGUCUCUUACUUCUCUUCAUGCAGUUGAUGGUGAUUCCAAGCUCUUCCGACCCAGAAGACCCCGAUCUAGCAGUGAUGCCCUGUCUGCCUCUUUUAACGGAGAAAUGCUGGGGAACCGCUGUAAUUCCUAUGAUAAUCUGCCCCAUGACAAUGAGAGUGAGGAGGAGGUAGGGUUGCUGCAUAUCCCAGCUCUCCUGUCUCCUCAUUCAGCUGAGGAUGUUGACUUGAGCCCUCCAGAUAUUGGAGUAGCCAGCCUGGAUUUUGAUCCAAUGUCAUUUCAGUGUAGUCCCCCUAAGGCCGAAUCAGAAUGCCUGGAGAGUGGUGCUUCCUUUUUAGAUUCAUUAGGAUACUCCAAGGAUAAACCAUGUACCAGUAAAAAGGAUGUAGAACCAAGUGGUAGCCAGUCUCAGACUCCAGGAAGCACAGCAAGUUCUGAACCUGUCUCUCCAGUUCAGGAGAAAAUGAGUCCAUUCUUUACCCUGGACCUGAGCCCAACUGAAGAGAAGUCAUCCAAAUCAUCCUCAUUUACUGAAAAGGUCGUCUAUGCUUUCUCUCCGAAGAUUGGACGAAAAUUAAGCAAAUCGCCUUCCAUGAACAUAUCUGAGCCGAUUUCAGUGACCCUUCCACCUCGGGUCUCAGAAGUCAUCAGUACUGGCUCAAAUACUGCAGCUCAGAAUGCAUCAUCUCCAACCUGGGACAAAAGCACAGAAGAAAGUGAUAUCACAAAUAGAUCCCCCACCCAAAUAGUAAAGAUGAAAACAAAUGAGAGAGAGGCCCAAGAAGGAUGCGAACCUGAAAUCCAGCCCCUGGACCAGGUAGCUGCUGAAGAAAUAGAGUUGCCAGGGAAAGAGGAGCGGUCUGUCUCAAGCAGUCAGAGUAAGGCUGUAGCUUCUGGACAGACUCAGACAGGAGCAGUUACCCAUGACCCCCCUCAGGAGCCUGUUCCUGUCAGUUCAGUCUCUCUUAUCCCACCGCCACCGCCUCCGAAAAAUGUCGCCCGAAUGUUGGCGCUAGCAUUAGCUGAGUCUGCGCAGCAAGCCUCUACUCAGUCACUGAAGAGACCAGGGACUUCUCAGGCUGGGUACACAAAUUAUGGAGACACAGCAGGGGCUACAGCUGAAGAUAAACUGCCCAGUCCGUACUCUAGUAUUUCUCUAGAUAAGGCCUAUUUCCAAACAGAUCGACCAGCAGAGCAGUUCCACCUCCAGAACAAUGCACUGGGAAACUGCAACCAGCCUCUCCCAGAGACAACAGCUGUUGGGGAUCCUACUCAUACCAAGGUAAAUGAAUCUGGGGAGCAACUCCACCAAGUAGACUUACCAGGAAACCAUCUACAUCGAAACUAUUUAUCUGGGGACCCAGAAAAGGCCAGAAUUACUUUAGUUCCCUUAACAGACUCAGAAAAGUCUGAUGAUCAUGUAGGUUUCCCUGAAGACCAGGCUGGGAAGACCACUGUGGCAACCAUCCCCUUCGUAGAGCAGGACCAGUCUGCACUCCAUUUCUACAGUGGGGAUCAGUCUCCUGCCUACCUUGGUGCAAGUGUGGAUCAGCCCCAUCACCCUUCAGAACUUGCAGACCAAUCUUCCAUGCCUUCAAAUUUGCCUAGAGACAAAAGCUGUCCUCUUUCUGGGUCCCCUGAAGAGAAUACCAGCACAGCCACCAUGACUUACAUGACAGCGACUCCAGCAACAGCUGAAAUAAGCACCAGGGAUGCCAGCUGGGCUGUGAGUGAACAGCCCACUGCCACUGGGUUUGCUGUUGCUACCCUUCAGCGCACACACAGAAGUCAUCGCCCUCUCCCCCCGCCUCCUGCCCAGAGGACCACAGAGCAGCUGCCAGUCGCGGGGCAAGUACAAGCUGCAGCCAGUAUAGGACUGAAUGAUUCCCACAAGGUUCACGGAGUAGUUCCAGCUCCAGAGAGGCCACCUGAACCUCGAGCCGUGGAUGACCCUGCACCCAUCUUUGUCAGUGAUAGCUGUGCAGCUGCUGCUCAGUGUCCUAUGGUUACUACUGCUCUCCAGCCAGGCCUGCCUGAGAAAGUGCGGGAGAGUACCAGGGCCCCACUGCUCCACAUGCGAGCCGAGUCCUUCCCUGGGCACUCCUGUGGCUUUUCUGCACCAAUGCCCCCCACCAGAACAAUGGAGAGUAAGAUGGCUGCCGCCAUGCACUCCAACAGUGCAGAUGCCACUAGCAGUUCAAAUUACCACUCCUUUGUCACUGCGUCAUCAGCCUCAGUGGAUGAUGUGUUGCCUUUGCCACUGCCUGUCCCACAACCUAAGCAUGCUUCUCAGAAAAUAGCUUAUUCCUCCUUUGCUAGGCCUGAUGUCACCACUGAGCCCUUUGGUCCAGAAAACUGUUUGCAUUUCAAUAUGACUCCAACCUGCCAAUUCCGUCCCCAGAGUGUACCUCCACAUCAUAAUAAAUUGGAGCAACACCAAGUGUAUGGUGCCCGAUCAGAGCCACCAGCCUCCAUGGGUCCUCGUUAUAACACCUAUGUGGCCCCGGGAAGAAACACGUCUGGACACCACUCUAAGCCAUGCAACCGGAUGGAGUAUGUUUCUUCUUUGAGCUCCUCAGUUAGGAAUGCUUGCUAUCCUGAAGAUAUUCCACCAUACCCUACCAUCCGAAGGGUGCAAUCUCUCCAUGCUCCCCCAUCUUCCAUGAUUCGUUCUGUUCCCAUUUCACGGACAGAAGUUCCCCCAGAUGAUGAACCAGCCUACUGCCCAAGGCCCCUGUACCAGUUUAAGCCAUAUCAGUCCUCCCAGGCCCGCUCAGAUUAUCAUGUAACUCAGCUUCAGCCUUACUUUGAGAAUGGACGGGUCCAUUACCGCUAUAGUCCAUAUUCCAGUUCCUCUAGUUCCUAUUACAGUCCUGAUGGGGCCCUGUGUGAUGUGGAUGCCUAUAGCACAGUACAGUUGAGGCCCCUUCAUCGCCUGCCAAGUCGUGAUUUUGCUUUCUACAAUCCCAGGCUACAAGGCAAGAACUUGUACAGUUACUCUGGUUUGCCUCCACGCCCGCGGACCAACAUGACUGGCUAUUUCUCUGGUAAUGACCAUAAUGUAGUAAACAUGCCUCCAUCUGCUGAUGUAAAGCACACCUACGCCUCGUGGGAUCUAGAGGACAUGGAAAAAUAUCGCAUGCAGUCUAUCCGGAGAGAGAGCCGUGCACGGCAGAAGGUGAAAGCGCCUGUUAUGUCUCAGUAUGACAACAUGACGCCAGCUGUGCAGGAUGACCUGGGUGGGAUCUAUGUCAUCCAUCUGCGCAGUAAAUCAGAUCCUGGGAAAACUGGACUUCUCUCAGUGGCAGAAGGAAAGGAAGGGCGGCACCCAGCCAAGGCUGUGAGUCCUGAGGGAGACGACCGCUUUUAUAGGAAGCAUCCAGACCCAGAGUUUGACAGAGCCCCCCACCAUGGAGGGUAUGGCAGUAUACAGGCAGAGAAGCCAACCCUCCCUCAGAAGCAAAGCAGCCUUAGGAAUAGAAAGCUUCAUGACAUGGGUUGUAGUCUCCCAGAGCACAGGGUGCAUCAGGAAGCAAGCCAUAGGCAAUUAUGUGAAUCAAAAAAUGGGCCACCAUACCCCCAGGCAACUGGCCAGUUAGAUUAUGGGCCCAAAACAAUUCCAGACACUUCUGAGCCAGGCAGCUACCAUAAUUCUGGAGGGAAAUACACCACAGGGCAGGAGUCCUUAAGAUUGAACCACAAAGAGGUGAGGCUCUCCAAAGAGCUGGAGCGGCCCCGAGCCAGGCAGCCACCUGCCCCUGAGAAACACUCCAGAGACUGCUACAAAGAGGAGGAGCACCUCACUCAGUCAAUGGUCCCACCCCCUAAGCCAGAGAGGAGCCAUAGCCUAAAACUUCAUCAUACCCAGAACAUGGAAAGGGACCCCAGUGUGCUGUACCAGUACCAAACACACAGCAAGCGCCAGAGCAAUAUGACUGUUGUGUCCCAGUAUGACAACCUGGAGGAUUACCACUCCCUGCCCCAGCACCAGCGAGGAGGCUUUGGAGGCGGGGGCAUGGGAACAUAUGUGCCCUCUGGUUUUGCCCACCCACAGAGCAGGACAUAUGCUACAGCGUUGGGUCAAGGGGCUUUCCUGCCCACAGAGUUGUCUUUGCCACAUCCUGACACACAGAUUCAUGCAGAAUGAGCCCCGGGAGCAAUAGAGUUGAAGCAGCCUCUGCUGGACAGUGGACUGUUCUAUUUUUUUCAAUAACCAAAAAAGAUUAAAAAAAAAAAUCUACAAAACCCCUGACCACGUUAAAAAGAAAAUAUAAUAAAAGUAAACAAAUCACCAUCCUCCCCGCCCUUUCCUGCUUCAUUACCACCUCUUUCAUAUAUAGACUGUGUCAUUUUUGUCUUUAAAAGAGAUCUGAGUGAUUGUAAAGCACUGUGUUGAAAACAUAGUAAAGAAAUUUGUCACAGACCGUACUUGCCAUAUAGGGCUAAUUUAUAAGAGCCUGAGGACUGCCUUUAACUGAAUUUAAAUUUAACUUUGUCUUUUCUUCUUAGCACUUGCUACCUAGUUCAGAGCAGUUUACAUCUAUUUCCUGGUGGGCUUUUGCAUUUACUGUUAUGUUCCUACGCCCCCAUCAGUGGCUGCACAGCCUGCCCACAUGGACACUUCUUUCCAUUAUCACUUCAUUCAUCUUGACCGAGAAGGGGCUUGUGUGUUAAAUUAUUUUUUUAGCCAUCCUAUAUUAAUAAUUUAUUAACUUUUGGUUGUAUGUUAAAUUAGAGUGGAGAAAACUCCCUUAUCUUUCAGAUAAGUCAGACAAUUGGAGCAUUAUAAUUAAAACAUAAAGAAAUUAAGACUUUAAACAUUCAGUAGUCUCUUCACAGUGAGCAAGCUCAUGUCACUACAGGAGGGAUUUUUCAAGUUAGAAUUUAGGGAAACAUCCUAGGCAGAAGAAUGUGAAAUUCUUAUUGUCAAUUAACUUUAUUAACACCAGAAAGCUGUAUCAUUGCUUUUAAUGUGAUGCCUGACUGCAGAUUCCCCCCACCCAAUAAUAUUUAGUAAAUUGAGAUUCCAGUAAAAUGUUAACAGUACUUGUUCUUCUAAAUUAGCAACCUUUUCCAAUUAAAGAAAAAAAUAGCGUGUUAUGACUGUUUUCAGGAAUAUAGAUUUAUGUGAUAAUUUCUGUUUCUAAACCAGAGUAUAUGUUCCCUAGGAAUUCUUACAGUAACUGCAAAUUAUCUGUACUGCAUGUCAUUGUUGCAGUAACCACCAAGUACACAGCCCCAUGUCACCAGUUGGAGUUCCAGCAGCUACCAUAAUGUUCUAAGGAGUCACUCAGUAUAUGCUUACUCUGUAUUCAUAUGAUCACGGUCUUACUGUAAUUAUCAUCUACACCAGCAUUUCAGGUAUAGCUCUUUAUAACUCUGUAGACAUGUUAAACAUGUUUAAUAUCUAGGACUUUCUUUUGAAAGUUCAUUCCUUAUCAGAGUAGGAACAGAACAUCUCUCUAGCCUAACUCUACUCUUGUUUCCCAGCCCACCCACCGCAGGUCCACCAGACUAGCAGAACAGUCCUGUAUUUACUGUGUGAGCUAAGAUUGUCAUUCCAUUCCAUAACUUGUGAUAAUACUUGAGUUUUAUACAUUCACAUAUUGUAAAUGUUCAGUUUAUAGAAUACACAGGAGAUUUUAUUCCAUUUACUGGAUGAUUGCUGCUCUGGCUUUUUAGAACUUGGAAUUAUCUUUUAUUUAGAGCAAAAGAAGAAAUCUUUUAAGAGGCUAAAAUAUGCUGCUAUUAUUGCUGUGAAAUUGUGUAAAGAUUAGGAUUCAUGCCAGUCCUCUUUUUUUAAUUUAAAAACAUGUGAUUACAUUUUAGGGGUUUAUAUUUAGAAAAUGAAAAAUUUCAGAGCAACAUAUUUAUAUAUGAAAAUACUCUAUAAGGUUUUCUUUUGUUCCCCAGAAUUGAUCAGAGGGAUGCAAUAAAGACCAGAGUAAAGAUCUUGAAAAAACAAUAUGUGAAAUGUCUGUAGAAGUUUAGGCCUUUACAUUAAGAGUGCAGGCCCAACUGAUGUUAGAAAAUGUUUAUGUUAGGAAACCUGAGAGGAUGCUUCCAUCUGGCACACAAACACAUUGGGUGCUACAUUGAAGAGUUGGAUCUCUGGUGAAUAUGCAGCACUAAUUUUUUUUUUAACCUUAUUCAUCUUUUUAUCAAGUAGGCAAUCCCUUGCUCCUUGGAGAUCAUACCAGCCCUGAAAGUUCUCACCAGCAAUCUGGAUGUUAGCAAGAGGGGGCUGGUGUAACUAGUAGACACAUGGCUUCAGUAACUGAGGGCCCAGAAAGAAGUAGUGAAUGAAGUCCAGGCCAAUUUUAAUAUCUGUGGAUUUGUUGUCACACACACAUUGUUUACUCCUGAAACUAAAAUCAAUUUUAUAAAUAUGACAUUUAAUUCCUCAGAACAACUUCUUUAUUAAUAAUGUCCUAUGGGUUUGGAAAUAUCAGGUAAAUAUUUUGAAUAUAGAAUAAUGAUUCAGAUUACUGGUAUAAGUGUGAAACACAAACUUUAGAGAAAGUCUAUAGUUUAGUUAAUUAUGUAGCAACAGCCUUAACUUUGGAUUCAGUUAUUUGAAAGACUUUGCCCACAUCUUUUCCUUCCUAAUAUGUGGGGUAGAAAUCAGAUGGCAAAUCACUGUGAGCCAGGUUACCUCAGCAUUGUUCACCUUUGUGUGUGACUUCACAAAUACAGUAAUUGAAUGUUAUUACUUUCAAAUGUUGACAUGGAGCAUUAUGAUCAAGGAAGUGGAACUGCCUUAUGCAUUAAACCCCUAAUUUAUUGAGCCAUGUCUCCAGAUUUUAUCUUUUUGAAAAAAACUCUUGAUUCCACAGUUCAGUUUGAUUGAGAUAAGUAUUCCCUGGAUGUCUGGCUAGGGACUCUAAGAGUCCCAAGGAUGCCAUAUUCUUUAUAAUAAACUUAAUCUGAGCCUUAUUUCUUACUGUAUAAAUUUCCUUUUCAUUCACAUAUUUUAAAUGCUCAGUUUGAAGAACUCCCUGGGAUGGUCCCAAGGGUAAGGCCUGCACAAUUCCUUAGGAAGGCAAAGCAUUUUUAAAUAUUUAGGUCAGGUUGAAAAACUCUAGAGCUACUUCUGUGAAGAAGAGGGACCAUGAAUGUGAGUUGGGAUAGAAGAGUGGGUAUCACAUUUGAAGCAGAAAUAGAUGCUUAUGAUAUAUAUUUGAAAUUUGCCCCUUUAGUUCAAGAAGGAGCCUGUAAAAUCCAUUUAUCUGUUCCAUCCCUUUAGGUCACCUAUUCAGUAUGUUGGCAAAGUAUGGUCUGAACAGAGUGUGCAAGGAAAUGAAUAAGAAAGUCAAAGUAUGUCAGAAAGUUUCUUCCAAAUGGUUAGAGGCAUGUGAAUUGUCAGUACUGUGUAAUGGAAAUGUCAGGAAUGAUGUAUUUUUAAUAUGUGCAAGAUAAUGUUGGUGUCCACAGAGGGUCUUUUUUUCUUAUCUGCUUAGUACUGUUAAUGUUCAAAGAAUAAAAAUGAUUGUUUUACAGUUUAGAUUCUGAGAUAGCAAAACCUGAUUUUUCAACCAUGACCUGCAUGAGAGAAGCACCCUAGGAAGUCUUAGAUCAUACUUUUGAUUUCUUUAAUUUAUAUAGUGUUUUUUUAUGUUUUAAUAUUUUUGUGAACUGGUGUAAAUUGUUAAUGCAUAUAAGCUUGUGUAUUUUUGUAAAUAGUUUUGUGAUUUAUUUCUUGCCCCAUAUGUAAAUAUUUAGAGUCUCAUUUCUUCCAGACUUAUUUGAAGCUGAGUUGUGGGUUUGGGGUUUUGUUUGUUUUCUUGUUUGUUUGGGUGGGGGGUGGGGAGAAGGGAUUUUGUACUUGGAGAUGGAGAUAUCUUGUGGUUUAAAGCAAAUGUCCCAUGAAAGCAAUUCAAAUAUCAACAGAAUUAUUUCAGGUUAAAACAGACUCUCUUGUGUAUGUGGUUCUUUUUUGAUCUUACAUGAAUUAUAAUUGAUUCGCGAUUAAUUUGGGAUAUUUGAACCAGAAGACAGAUAUUUGUAUGACAUAACCUCUUAUACCAAUUAUUUGAGGAGGGAUCCUGUUUCUGUCUGUGCCACAAUCCACUGCCUGACUAAAUUCCCCACAGCUCCAACACUUAACUCUUCAGAACUGGAGAGGCUUCAUGAUCUCUUGUGGAAAAUUCAGGCAAAUGUGAUGCCCCUAGGGCUCUUAGGAAUAUGUGCUUUUUUUCUGUGGCCUGGCACCCAGUGUGCUGACCCAAGGAGGUCAAAUUGGCCUCUGAACUCAGAAUCCUCCGAAAGGGUGUCUGAAUAAAAAACAUUUUUUAAGAUUCUCAUACAGCAUAUCAGAUUCCUAUCUUCAGAGUAAAAUAACCAAUAAAGAAUGAUCCUCUAGACUUAGCCAUAUGUGGUAAACUGCCUUGUGGAUAUUCAGUAGAGACUGUAUCCAUGAAAUGAAUUACUAUAGAUCUGAGCCAAGUGCCAACCUAUAACCCACUGCCUAAUAGGCUGUCCAGUCUUAGCCCUGUGCCAGUUCUCAGAUAUUUCAGUAUCAACCAGGAUUUGGGGGCAGGAAGUGGCAACUCUCAAUAUUUAGCUAUUUUAAAACUAGUUUUCCUACUGGGAGUCAAAAGUUACAAAUCAUUCUUCAUUUGAAAAAAUUAAGAACCCACCCCUAUUGGUCAGUAAUCAGGAAAGCGGCCUGUUUAGUCCAGAUGCCCCUGGUAAGACACCUUUGACAUGUUCACUGGAUCUUCCAAUUUUAUGGGACUCUGCUAGUCAUUCCAACUAUUUCAGCAUUUAUCUCAUAUCUCAUACUGAUGAACAUAUAAUAACUAUCCCCUAAAAUAUGUAUUUAUCACUAAGGAAUUGGCGAAAAAUGACACUAGUGGUGUUUGAGAUUUUAGUCUUUUUUUCUGUAGGAAAAUGCACUUUUUAAAUAUUAACUCCUUUCUGCAGUAAAAUCUUGGGAAUCUAGAAACACCAAAACAUCCUGUAUGUCUUCCAACAUACCUCUAGGGGGGAAAUAAAAAGCUUGAGGUUUAAAUUUUAUUUUCAAUAUUUUAAUUAAAGUCUCUUCAUAGCACAUUUGAAGCCACAAACUUUGCUGCCAGUAUACAUCAAGAUUCAUUACUUAUGUCUCUCAUUUAUGUCUUUAGAUGACUAUAAUUUAGUGAUUCCCUCAUGGACAUAUUUGAGAUAAAAGGAGUGUUUGCUUUUAUACCGAAUGCUCUCUCUUACUACCAAAAUAUAUUUUAUGUUCUUUGUCCUUUUUUCUUUUUAAUACCCUUCUUGGCAUUGUUUCUUUUAUUAUCUAUAGACUUCCAUCCUCUCCCUCUUUGUGGUUCUAGUCCCUCUUGGAAAUCACCCAAUUAGGUCCUCAAAAUGGCAAACAAAAGGAAGUUCUGAACUGGGCACUUGAAAGGUUGUCCUGAACUGCGCAGCCUCUGCAUCAUCUGUUUGUUUGUUAUUCAAAGGCCUGUUUUUUUUUUUUUUUUUUUUUUGGGUCUUCUAACAAGUGCUCUAAUAGAUGAGUUGUAUAAAGUGAGAUAUUAACAGCUGUUUAGAAGGGAGAAUGAAACAGACUUUAUUCUGUUGUGAGGCAUUCAGUCUGGUUAGGGAUUACAGCUAGUACAUUCGGUUGCGUUUAAGCCAUGUGCUGUUUCAAAUAUUGUGUGUGAAAAGUAGAACUAGCUCUGGGAACCAAGCUACAUCGUGCCUUCCUAUCUCUCCAAAGCUUUUACAAGAACUUGUGUCACAAAAUCAGCUUGUUUGACUUUGUAGUUUUAUGUAUUUUAUCAGUUGUAGGCAACAGCAUAGCAAUGUUUUUAAGAGCUGAGAAUAACUCUGUGCUUACUGACAGUGCCAGACACCAGUAAGCUUUUUGCAUCUUCUAACUCACUGAUUGCUCAUAACCCAUUGAUUUAUAGAUGAAACUAAGGCACACAAAGAUUGGUCAACUGUCACACAAAUAGUGACAUGGGGUUGAGACUUAGACCUGAUACUCUAAUGUAAUGUAUGCUCUGAUAAAAGCAGAUUUAGUGUUGGAUAGUUGAAUCCUAUCUACUAAUUAGUAAUUGUAACCCCCCUACUAAAUUACUAACCCCCUCUGAAAUGAUUUCUAACAUGCUCACUAAGCCUUGGCUGUUUUCAUCUCUAAAAGGGGAAUAAUGAGACUGUAGUAGUACCUAAGGGCUGCUAUGGGAGUUAGAUAAUAGAUACUUCUAAACAGGAGAACAAGGGCUGAAUAAAACUUAACCAGAGUUUUUACUAUGAAUUAGUGCCAGACUAUGCAACAGUUAAAAGGAAAAGGGUUAAAUUAUACGUAAAUAAUUCUAUCAUUAAGAAUUUAUUCAGGAUCAACUUUUUUUAUUAGAGCUUUAUGGUUAUACAUAAUAGUUGGGUUCAUCCCAAAAAACUCAUGCAUGCAUAGAAAUCUUUUUCAGUUCAUGAUCCCUCUUUUUCCCUUUUAUCCUUCCUGCCUCCCCCUCUCCUUCCUCUAAUCUACUGGACUUCCUUUUACUCGUCUGUUAAUUGAUUGGUUCCUUAUGUAAUCUUAUCCUUCCCUUCCCCUCUCCUUUAUUUUAUUUCAGCUUCAUUAUAUGAGAAAACAUUCUGACCUUUGAGUUUCUAAGUUUGUCUUAUUUCACUUAGCAUGAUAUUCUCCUUUUCUAGACUUUUACUGGCAAAUGCCAUAAUUUCGUUCUUUUUAAUGGCUGAUAGAACUCCAUUGUAUGUGUAUACCACAAUUUCUUAAUCCAUUCAUCUAUUGAUGGGCAUGUGAGUUGACUACAUAAUUUAGCUAUUGUGAAUUGUGCUGCUAUAAACAAUGAUGUCACUGUGUCACUAGAGUAUGCCAAUUUUAGAUCUUUUGGGAAAAGACCCAGGAGUGGGUAGUUGGGUCAUAUGGUGGAUCCAUCCCUGGUUUUUUUUUUUGAGAAAUAUCCAAACUGCUUUCCAGAGUGAUUGUGCUAGUCUGCAGUCCCACCAACAAUGUACAAGUAUUCCUUUCUCCCCACAACCUCUUCAGCAUCUAUGAUUGAUUGUAUUCUUGAUUAUUGCCAUUCUGAUUUAAUUUGCAUUUCCCUGAUUGCUAGAGAUAGUGAACUUUUUUUCAUGUAUUUGUUGACCAUUUUUGUUUUUUCUAUUGAAAAGUUUCUGUUUAGUUCUUUUGUCCAUUUAUUGAUUGGGUUAUUCGGGGUUUUUGUUUGGGGUGUGUGUGUGAAGUUUUUUGAGUUCUUUGUAUAUUCUGGAUAUUAAUCCCCUAUUAAAGUAGUAGUUGGUCAA